Epinephelus moara (kelp grouper) is the source of this 3454-nucleotide messenger RNA. RefSeq names its product somatostatin receptor type 2. The record is from RefSeq and is a predicted model, not a curated record. Lineage: Eukaryota; Metazoa; Chordata; Actinopteri; Perciformes; Serranidae. The transcript has a single exon. Gene Ontology annotation, cellular component: neuron projection; membrane. Gene Ontology annotation, molecular function: neuropeptide binding; somatostatin receptor activity. Bases 416 to 1450 code for a protein of 344 amino acids. Gene Ontology annotation, biological process: neuropeptide signaling pathway; cellular response to glucocorticoid stimulus; regulation of insulin secretion.
GCAAGCAUCUGAGUGUUCGUCCUGCUCAUUUCCACACUGCUGAGUGUGUUUACGGGAGUGUGUGUGUGUGCGCAUUGGUAUCAAAGAAAAAGCGUGCUGACUCCACCACAAAGGAAUAAACUUUGACAGGUUUUUUUAAAAGAUAAAAGGAGGUAACGAUUGACUGGAUGGGGGAAUUUGGAGAGUUGCUGAAGCCCGGCUGCUCUUGAACCUGAAAACAGUGUUUGAUUUUCAGGUUUUUCGGUUGACUUGUUUACUCCUCUCCCUCUGAGUACUUCCACCACGGGGAGUCAAAAGGUGUCUCUUGAGCUGCUCACAGAGGAGUUUAAACAGAAGCAGAGAUUUUCUCCCUCUGAGCUGCCACUGCUCUGACUGUAAUUUUACACUUUUAUUCUCUUUCUUGAUCAAUUAUUUGAUGCGCUGCGGCAGGAUGGAUGCCUCAUUCUUAUCAGAUAUAGACUACAAUCACACCUAUGUGGAUGAGCAUUUUUUCUUGGAGGACAGUAUUGAUGGCUUCGGCAUCACCAUGGCUAUGCUGUACUUGGUGGUUUGCAUCCUGGGACUUGCUGGGAACAUCCUCGUUGUCGUUGUCAUUUUGAAAUUGGACAAGAUGUCAUCUUCCACAACAGUGUACAUUUUCAACCUGGCGCUAGCCGACGGACUCUUCAUGGUCGGUCUUCCCUUCAUUGCGAGCCAGAACUUCCAGAAUGAAUGGAUGUUUGGUGACAUAGCGUGCAAAGUGGUCAUGGUGCUGGACGGCAUCAACCAGUUCACCAGCGUCUUCUGUCUGACGGCAAUGAGCAUCGACCGCUACAUGGCACUGGCUGACCCGCUUCGGUUUGCUCGUUGGAGAACGCCUCGCUGGGCCAAAAUCAUCUCGGCGUUCCUGUGGCUGUUCUCCCUCCUCACCAUCCUCCCCAUGGCGCUUCACUUCUCAGCUGAUCAAGGCCUGUGCAUACCAGACCUCGCAUCAGACACCUGGUGGCUCGGCGUCUUGUCUUACACCUUCGUCAUGGGGUUUGCUUUGCCGUUCACAGUCAUGAUGGUCGCCUAUGCGGCGCUGCUGUACACCCUUUGGUCCCAACGGUUCCGAGGGCAGACGCGGAACCACGAGAGCCACCGGCUGGAGAGACAGAUCACCAAAAUGGUCAUCGCAGUGGUGGUGGUAUUCGGGAUCUGCUGGCUGCCAUUUUACACCUUCAACUUCUGCUCCCUGUAUCAAAAUGGCCCGAUCUUGACUUUCACCAGAGCUUUUGAGUUUGUGGUCCUGCUGUCGUACUCGUGGAGCUGCGCUAACCCCAUCCUCUACGCUUGCCUCUCUGACACCUUCAGGAAGCACUUCCGCACACUCCUCUGUCCUGCUGCCAAGUCAUCUCCCAGCAUGCCGUGCAACACUGAACGGUAUGACUUAAAUGACACAGGUGUGCAGGAUGUGACAAUUCUAGCAUAGUGAGACGAGGAAAAAUAGACUCUUCAUAUUACUCCAUUUCCUGUCAUGAUGCACUGCAUGAUAGUCCUUUAACCAUAUUUUCUUAUGUGAUGGUUUGUAGAUAUGUGAUAUAUUCUUACUUUGUUUUUUAUUUCCCCCAUUUAAGUUGACAUGUAUUAAAGUUCUUAAAUUUUAUUGUCCUACGUUUUCAGAUUUGCUGAAUUUGAGGUGAUUUUGUUCAUAACUGUCUUAAAUGUAGAUGUUUGAUCAAGUCUCUGUAGAUUUGUGAGACUUACAACACAUUAGUGUUGCAGUGGCGCUCUCAGAAAUUUUACAUAGGGGUGACCAGAUAGGACCACUGAAAAUCUUGGGGUGACACACCAAAACCAAAAGCCAUAACUGGAUUUCAGGAAUUUGGUUACGCUGUUAUAGUUUACAGGCUAGUUAAAAACUACUGCAAUAUGGAGGGCUAAGGAAUUGUAUACCGAUACUUUCAUUUCUUAUUUUACAGUUAAUGUAACUGAUUACCUGAUGUGUAUACUAAUACCGGUACAGUUAACAUUUUGAGUAAUCCUGUUUUAAUGUCUUAUCUAUCUGUAUAUACAUGUUAGGCGAUUCAUUGUUCUUCACAUAGGUUGGUUGUAGACAGACUACAGCUUUAAUUUGAAGGGUUAAGUUUUAAGGAACAGAAAAUUUACGGGGACCAAGUCUUCUCAAGUUUAGGGGAGACUUGUGUGUACCCAUUGAACCCUUUUUCACUCAGAUAUCUUAAGGUGAGAGUUUAAAGGAGCCCUUUGAAAAUGGCCCUGCCAGUUGUUCCCCCGCCAAAAUUUACCCUAACUUUGCAGCGCUAUUUUGCACCUUUCCUGACAAGCUAUACUGACAUGGUUGUUACCAAUGGAUGUCUGAGGUUGUCUAGUUUCAUAAGAUACUACCUUCACGCCACAGCCAAAAUGAAUGGGUCCAAGCCUGUUUAAGAUAAUGUUGCCCUCCAGAUAUUUUUGCCAGUGGUGGGGCAGCAAUUGUAUUGCACCUUAGGUGCGCCACUGUUGAUAUGAUCACCCAGCUCACUGUACGUGAGUCUUUCUGAAAUGCGGAUCUUCCUCUUUUCCCUGUCAAAAUUAAAAAGUUGCCCUUGUACUUUGCAGUUUCUCAGAGUUUCCUUCACAGAGUAGGAAGAAAAAUGCUCAUCAAACAGCAUAAUAUACUUUGACUUUCGGUAACACAAAUCCCCCGUCUUGACGGAGUAGAAGUCCACCUCCUGCUCUGUCUGACUCAGACCUGUUGUAUAAAUUGUUUUCUAAUAACUCAGACCGCUUAGGCAACCUGCUCCGCCGCAUCUCCUGUUCUACAGCAUUUUACCAGAACUAAUGAAAUGAGGCACAAGAGGGAUGAAGUGUAGACAGGUGGAGUGUAAACAGAAUAACAUAGGACACAUGCCUGUGGCCAAACACCAGCACAAAGACACGCACAGACAGCUCCCCAACUCCCACAGCUGGAUUAUGUCCGAGUGGCUUUAAGUGCGGGAGACCGUCAGAUGAGUGUGUUUGUGCCUGGGUGGCCAUGUGCAUGCACCUGCACACAUGCAUAUUAGGAGCUGUGUGCGCCUCAGGCUUACUGUGGUAUUCUGCUUGAACCUGGCUUACUGAAGAGGAUUUCCAAAGGAUUUUGUGGGGAAAUGAACAGCAUAAAAAGAAAACACGUUUCCACAUUCUUUACUGAGGUAGUGAGUGAAAAAACACACCAGCACUUGUCUUGUUUUGAUAAGUUGUAUAUGUAUGGAUACUAGCAUUAUUUUUUUCUGUGUCCUUGUCAAAGGUUGAUUGUCACAACAGAUGUUGGCUGUCAGUUAUCAGUGAUGUAAAUAUGUAUAAAUGAAAACAAUGGUGUUUAUGACAAUCUGUAUUUUACACACAAAAACACAUGCUCUGUAAAGCCAGUUGUGCCGUACUCACUCUUUAUAUAAGCAUUUCUCAGAUCCUAUUGUUAAAGUAUAUUGACUGUAAAUAAACAUAGUUGCUUGUG